Messenger RNA from Hermetia illucens (black soldier fly), 1941 nucleotides. Its product is annotated as glutathione synthetase-like. Bases 224 to 1693 code for a protein of 489 amino acids. Gene Ontology annotation, molecular function: glutathione binding; glutathione synthase activity; ATP binding. Gene Ontology annotation, biological process: glutathione biosynthetic process. The record is from RefSeq and is a predicted model, not a curated record. Gene Ontology annotation, cellular component: cytosol. NCBI's taxonomy places the organism in Eukaryota, Metazoa, Arthropoda, Insecta, Diptera, Stratiomyidae. The transcript has 10 exons.
AUUAUCAGUUGAAUGAAUUUGUCAUUUUAGAUCAUUUGUGUUUUUAUUUCUUGUGGAGCGGGUGUUCAAAUAGUUCGGCUCGUAGUAAGAUUGGAGUUUAUGCUGAGUUGUGUUCCAAUAUUUACGUAUUAAGACAUAGGGAAGUCGCGUUGUGAAAUAGCAAGUUCUCGUGGAAGUUGUGCAUUCGAGUUUACUUUGUGGAUCUAGACUGAACCUUGGAAAGAUGCCGGAGCAUAUUUUGGAGUCUUGUGUGCCGCUUCCGAUUCCGGAAAAGGAGCUAAUCGAAGUUACAGUGAAAGCGAAGGAUUGGGCCAUUAUGCAUGGCGCUGGGAUGCGCUCGAAAACAGAUUACAAUCCGGAUAAUAUGUUUUUUGUACCAUUCAUCCUGACGCCAUCAUCAUUCCCUCGCAAAGAAUUUAAUAGAGCCAUCAAGCUACAAAAGAUCCUAAACGAACUAAUGCAUUGGGUUGCACAUGACGUCGAGUUCCUACGCACUACACUUGCUCAAACUAUAAAAGUAGAUGAUUUCACCGCCAAGUUAUUUGGUCUUUACGAAGCGGUUUUGGAAAAGGGAGUGGUCCAGCCUAUUAGUUUGGGACUGAUUCGAUCUGAUAUUAUGCUGGAAACACGCUGUGGGGACAACAAUGAAAGAAAAACAAAAUGUUAUUGUUGUUGGAAACAAGUUGAAAUAAACACGAUAGCUUCGGGUUUCGGUCAUUUGGGCCCAAUCAGCAAAGAAAUACAGAGAUAUGUUUUACAAGAAUUGGAUCAAGGCUCUAAAUUGAAAGAUCUUCCUGAAAACAAUGCCCUUUCAGGAAUAUGUGCUGCUAUGGCCCGUGCUUGGGAAGUUGCUUCAAAUCCGGCUGGAGUUAUUUUAUUUGUUAUCGAAGAUGUCUCUUACAAUAUUUGUGAUCAGAGGUUCCAUGAAUUCGAAAUUCGUGAAAAACAUCCACAUAUCAAAGUCGUUCGGAAAACGCUUACACAAAUCUUUGAACAAGGAUCACAUGGACCAAAUAAAGAGCUGAUUGUUGACGGCAACUACGUAAAUGUUGUGUACUUUCGUGCUGGCUACGAACCUGGACACUAUCAUUCACAAAACGAAUGGGACGCCAGAUAUCUAAUUGAAUUCUCGAAAGCUAUCAAAUGUCCAACAAUUAAUUAUCAUUUAGCUGGAACAAAGAAAGUUCAACAAGCGCUUGCCGCUCCGGGGAUAUUGAAGAGAUUCGUAAAUGACCCUGAGAAGAUUCAAGCUAUUCGAGAAAUAUUCACUGGACUCUACUCACUAGAUGAUGAUGAAGCUGGAAAUGAAGCGUAUAAAAUGGCCUUAGCAGAUCCUGAAAGAUUUGUACUAAAACCACAGCGUGAAGGUGGCGGCAAUAACGUUUAUGGAAAGGAUAUUCCUGCAGUGUUAGAGGCGAUGACUCCAACCGAGCGUUCAUCGUGGAUUCUGAUGGAGAGGAUUCAACCGCCAAUUUCCCGUGGAUACAUGGUCCGACCAGGUGGUCCAAUGCCUCCAACACUUGUUGACUUAGUAUCAGAAUUGGGCAUUUUCGGUGCAAUAAUUGGGGAUAAUACGAUGAUCAUUGAAAAUUACCAAGCAGGUCAUAUGUUGCGCACAAAAUUGACGACUGCUAAUGAAGGGGGAGUUGCUGCUGGUGCCGGUGCUCUCGAUAGUCCAUAUCUUACUGAUUAGCUAUAAAUUCAAAUCACAAUCAUCACAAUUCAAAUGUGUACUCGCGAUAACUGUUUUUUAAGUAAAAUUAGCUAGAGAAUUUAUACAUAUUUUUAUAGUGCACGUCUUCGUUUUUCGUUUUUUAUUCAACAAUAACGAAUAUAUUGUCAGUUUUGUAAUACAAGUAUUCCAUGUGAUUUUAAACGUAUACGUUCAUUCACAAAAUUAUAUAUUUUUUUUUUUCAGAAAUAAAAUCUUAAGUCCGUACU